AUGUGGGAGAUAUGGAAGGAAAGAAAUAGGCAUAUUUUUGUGGACAAGAAGGAGUCUUUGGAGAGAUUAAAAAAUAGAAUUAGUAAUGCCCUCAAGGAGACGGUGGGAGCUGCAGCUUGGCAGUUUUUUAAUCUGAAGGUGUCAUUUACUUUGGAUGAUAGAUUAAUUCAAUCUAUGUGGCCAGACAUUAAGUUGAGGCCCGUUAAUAGGCUUGACUGGGUUCAAUCUAGCUCUUCUUUGCAACAGGAGGUAGUUUGGGAAAAUCCUUCGGAGGCUUGCAUGAAAGAAAAUUUUGAUGGUGCUUCACAGGGUAGCCCAGGACCAUUAGGUGUAGGAUUUAUUCUUAGGGAUUGGAAUGAGUGGGUGAUUUUUUGGGGGGCAAAGAGAAUUGAUUUAGGGACAAAUAAUAUUGCAAAAGUAUGUGCGGCUUUGAUGGCAGUUAUAUUUUGUAGGCAAGCGGGGGUGAGUAAGCUUCACUUGGAAGGGGAUUCGUUGGUGAUCAUACAAGCAAUUAUGAAAGGGUCAAUUGAGGCAUGA
Messenger RNA from Cryptomeria japonica (Japanese cedar), 537 nucleotides. RefSeq lists its product as uncharacterized. Bases 1 to 537 code for a protein of 178 amino acids. Gene Ontology annotation, molecular function: RNA-DNA hybrid ribonuclease activity; nucleic acid binding. The transcript has a single exon. The record is from RefSeq and is a predicted model, not a curated record. Lineage: Eukaryota; Viridiplantae; Streptophyta; Pinopsida; Cupressales; Cupressaceae.